Molecule: messenger RNA, 1902 nt
Organism: Trichomonas vaginalis G3
Lineage: Eukaryota; Parabasalia; Trichomonadida; Trichomonadidae
Product: metallo-dependent phosphatases family
Exons: 1
Coding region: 1-1902 (633 amino acids)
Molecular function (GO): hydrolase activity
Source: RefSeq, a predicted model, not a curated record
AUGAAGUUGAGAAUUAUUCCAUACUUUCUUAGCCAGUAUGUAUGGAUAAUUAUUAUAAGUCUACCACUCUUAUCUAUCGUAAUUACACCCAGAAAAGUCACUACAAAGGACUUCUUUUCACAAGCAAGAACUAGUCCAUUUAAUGACUCAGAAAUACCAACUUGGUUCCUUCAUGGAACUGAUCUUCAUGUCAGUUCAACUCGUAAGGGAAGUUACGAAAACAUUUUAAACCAAUUAAAUAGAUCAAUUAAUCUUUUAAAGCCAAAGAAAAUCAUUUUGACAGGAGAUUUAGUUGACAACAAAGAUGAAGGAGCGAAACGUCCCUAUACAUAUCAACACGAAAAUGAUUGGAACGCAUACAAGAAAUUAUUAGCCGAAUUGAACUUAACAGGCGAUUCCAGACUAGUUCAAGUUGCUGGAAAUCACGAUAUCUACGAUCUCAUCAGCUAUGACUCUAAGCAUCACUAUGCAAAUAAUACUUUAUACAAUUUUUCCGAUUUUCAAAUGAAAAGAAUACCGCUCGAUAUUCCAGGCAUUACAGCAUCCAUUCUAGCUAUCAAUCCAUUCCAGUUCCCAACUCCUCCGAUUGAUCUUACUUGGUUUACUUCUCCAAAGUACGGUAUUAUCAAGAAUGUCACUAACGAGAUUAUAAACAACAACGAUGACAUCCAAAUACUUGCUCACCAUCAUCCAGCAUUGAUGUGGUAUCCAAAUAACGGAAUGGAUUCUUCAUCAUCAUAUGCUCAGUACUUAAAGCGCACAUCCAAUGUCCGCAUGAUUCUUUGUGGCCACAGACACCCAGAGCAUCCAGUUUUCCAACAUUUCGGAGACGUAUUAGAAGUAAUUGGAACUCCAUGGCUUUUCUACAACGACAGAGUUGGUUUAAUCACAUAUGACAACAGGAGAAUCACCUACCAUGAAGUAGACAUCACAAAAGAUCACGUAGCAGUCAUGACAGCUCCUUCUCCAGUGAAACAAGUUUCAGGACUCGAUAUUUUCUCAGAAAGAAAGACAAGAAUCAGAGCUCUUUACUUCGGAGAAACCCCUGGCAACUUGAGUGUCAGAGGGUCAGCUAAUGGCAAGCUAAACUGCAACAGACAGAUCGAAGAAAGUGUCUGGUUAUGCACAAUGGAAGCAGAGUUUUCAAAUGGAUAUCAUAACUUGACGAUGGUCGGUGAUUGGGAAGGAAACAUCUCAUUUACGGUCAAUCCAACAGUAAGAGGUUUCGAUGAACAGAGUUAUUUAACUGAGCAUUCCAUUGCUUAUACAUUUUUGUUCGCUUGGUUUUUAAUUGUUUCUAUUGUUAUCACGUUACCUGUCAAUUUUUCGACUGUUGGAAGUCAAGCAGAACAAUGGAUCAUUGGAAAGAACAACAACAGCCAUUGGAUGUUUGCUAUAUUCGGUGGUUUCAUAUUAGUUAGAAAUAGAUUGUACAAUUCUCCUAAGUUUAUUAAACUCGGAGCAAUUCUUGCAACAAUUUGGCCAUUGAUUCUUCCUUUGAAUGUUUUCGCUUUGGACAAGAAACCAGCAAUGUAUUGGAGCUGGGGAUACGUAGCAAAUGCUAUAAACAUAUUCCAGUUUGAAGGACAACAAUUCGCUGUUUGGUACCUAUACUUUGUAGUGUUAGGUUUCGCUUUCAUUUCUUCAUCAAUUAAAGCAACAUUCUGCUUAUCGUGGGUGUUCGCUAUUGACUUGUUAGUUUACUUGGGAACAUUGGCUGGAUGUUCUUAUUACGCAUACAAGACUUGGUCAUGGUUUGGACUUGGUUUCGCUCUCACUUCUCCAUGCUUCGUUCUCAUCCCAAUUGUUUUGCUAGUUUUCACAAUCAUUUUCGUUAUGAAGUCUCUCAAAGGAAGAGAAACAAGAAAUAACGAAUUAUUUGACAAAUCUCUAGUGGAAUAA